Paramecium sonneborni is the source of this 309-nucleotide messenger RNA. Lineage: Eukaryota; Ciliophora; Oligohymenophorea; Peniculida; Parameciidae. The record is from the annotation of a GenBank genome assembly.
AUGACAGAAAUGAAUGCUUAUUAUGGAAUUAGAGACUUUGAAAUAUUUACAGAUAUAAAAUAUAUAGAAGAAAAUGAAUUAUGUAAUGAUCAAAAUAUCUAUGCAUUUGAUGGUUAUUUUAAUUUCUAAUUUGAUUGUAAUGAAGGAUGUAGUAAUUGUGUAAAAGGUCAUUGUAUAGAAUGUUAUUCUUAUUGGUAUUAUGAUCCAUAAAAUUAUAUUUGUCUUCCAUUUUGUGGUGAUAUUAUUAUAGUUGGAUUAGAAGAAUGUGAUGAUUCAAAUUAAAUACCUUAUGAUGGUGGUCAUUAAUGA